AUGCCACGAGAUCCUCACAUUGUUCCUGUGGUUGUUCUGUGCGCUGGAGAUUAUGCGAUGAACCGGUCCUCUAUGUCUAGUGUCACUUUGCCCCCUAUUGAACUGACGAUCGCCCAGACGAGCCUCGCUGGUGUCCUCCACUACGGCGUCUUCAACCGCCAGGACGUCAUCAGAAGGGGAGUUAAGUACGGACCCUUCAAAGGCAAGGUCGUCAACACCAGCGAGAUUAAGACCUUCGACGAAAACAGCUACAUGUGGGAGGUGUUUGGGGACGGCCGCCUCAGCCAAUUCAUCGAUGGACGCGGGGCGUCGGGCAACUGGAUGUCGUACGUCAACUGCGCGCGCAGCGCGGGGCAGAACCUGGUGGUUGUGCAGGAGGGCGAGCAGUUGUUCUACGAGGCGCUGCACGACAUCCCCCCGGGGGGAGAGCUGCUGGUGUGGUACGGCAGCCAGUACCUGCAGUUUAUGGGCAUCCCCGUCACGGUGCGCAGCACCACCACCACCACCACCACAAACGGCGCCGGCGAGCGAGGCGAGCGCGAGAACAGCGAGGGUUACCACUGCGAAAGGUGCGGCAAGGUGUUUGCCUACAGGUACUACCGCGACAAGCACCUCAAGUACACCAGGUGCGUGGACCAGGGCGACAGGAAGUUCCCGUGUCACCUGUGUGCCAGGUCCUUCGAGAAGCGAGAUCGUCUGCGUAUCCACGUGCUGCACGUGCACGAGAAGCAUCGUCCUCACAAGUGUGCCGUGUGCAACAAGUCCUUCAGUCAGUCGUCCUCCCUCAACAAGCACAUGCGGGUGCACAGCGGGGAGCGGCCGUACAAGUGUGUCUACUGCAGCAAGUCCUUCACCGCAUCCAGCAUCCUGCGCACUCACAUCCGCCAGCACUCCGGGGAGCGACCUUUCAAGUGCAAAUUCUGCGGCAAGGCCUUCGCCUCCCACGCCGCGCACGACAGUCACGUGAGACGCACGCAUGCGCGGGAGAAGCCGCUCACCUGUAAGCUGUGCUUGAAGGACUUUGCUCACCAGCUGGACAUGAACGUCCACCUGAGGUCAUCGCACACAGAAUCAGUUUCCCCCAGCAACACAUCGUGGACCGAAGCAACACCCGAGUCUGCAGUUGGACCUUCAGUGAGAUCGUCAACACACCAACAGUGACAGUCAUCUCUCAUCUCUCAUCUCAUCAUCUACAUCGCCAGGCCGGCGCUCAAAUGAUGACAGAGAGAGGAGGAGAGCGGGGGAGGGGCUGUGUGUGUGUGUGCGCAUGCGCCACCGUAUGUUGUAUUGUCUGUAAAUAAAUACUCACUCCCUCCUUCGGUAUGAUGGGUCCUGUCUUGGGUGUCUGAUUGUGUACAAAGCCGGCCAUCCGUGUCCUCCAUCAUGGUUUCUGGUGUGUUCGUCGACAUUGUAGUCACGUCUGUCAUGUUUGUCAGGCCUUAGUUUACGUUUCUCACUAGUUUUUUCAGGUUUGCUAUUUUUAUGCUUUAUAAAUGUCUGUUAUGUCUGUUUUAUGGGUGCUUCAUGUCCAUCAUGUCUGUUUUGUGGAUGACUUAAAUCAUAUUGUGCUCCUCAACGAUGACGAGUUCUAAUGUUUACCUGUGCAUGUCGGCAGCCGUUACUGGGAGUCUGUCGGCAAACACCGGCCUCCUUCUGAUGGUUGUUCACCCGUUGUUAAGCCAACGACUACUCAGUUCACUUGUUCACUCAGACGAUGAUGAGCUGUAUUUUUGAGUCAUUAAAGCAGUGUCGUGUGUGUGUGUCUUGUGUGUAUGUGUAUGAGAUAGAGAGAUUAAUGGAUUAGUGAUUUUAUUUGUCAACAACACUUUGACUGAGGGUCUACCAGUCAUUUACUUGAUGUAGCAAUAACCUUAUUGAUGGGUCAACAACAAUCUGACUGAUGGAUCGAUAACCAUUUGACUGAAAGGUCAAUAACUAUUUCAUUGAUUGAUCAAAAGCAAUUUGAUUAAUAUGUAUAUAUGUAUCUCAUUGAUAGACUCGUCUCACCCAAAAUAAAGCUGACAAUAAACAUAAGCGGGAAAAGAGUGGACCAUUAUAUUAGGAAAAAGAAGAAUGUUCUUCGUUUGUUGCCCAGCACCAGUAGAUGUGUGUAGUAUCCGGUAGAUCAUGUCCAGCUCAUCACUGUAAUAACUGUAAUCACUGUAAUAACUGUAAUCACUGUAAUCACUGUACAUUGCUCUGCAAUCAGUGAGGUGAGAAGUCGGUGGUGGAUGAAGCAAGCAGCAGAUCCCUAAGUGCGAAAAUAAAACUUUUUUUUGGCAGUUCUGUUACUUCGGUGGAGUGGAAGAGAUUUAUCUUAAUCAACCACUCGUCUCCCUUUUUCCUAAAAUUGAAUGAAUCUAUUCUUCAUCGCAAGUGAAGUUGCCAUACUUAAAACUGUUUGGUAACAGCAAUGAACAUUCCUCACACCAAGGUGUCUUCAUCUCAACCGCCGGCAACUUGUCAUCUGCUCCAACCUGUUCAUUUCUCCACCUCGUGCAGGUAACUUCACGUGUAUCAUGCGGAACACCAAAAUAUUGCAAUUUGCAUACAUCUUCCAGCCAUCAACCUCCAUCACAUUCAGCAGAAAAUCGUCUAUCACCACAUGGCCUGGCAUCAACCUCCAUCACCUUCAAUAGAAGAUGGUCUAUACACCACAAGG
Molecule: messenger RNA, 2662 nt
Organism: Pomacea canaliculata
Lineage: Eukaryota; Metazoa; Mollusca; Gastropoda; Architaenioglossa; Ampullariidae
Product: PR domain zinc finger protein 14-like
Biological process (GO): regulation of transcription by RNA polymerase II
Cellular component (GO): nucleus
Molecular function (GO): RNA polymerase II transcription regulatory region sequence-specific DNA binding; protein binding
Source: RefSeq, a predicted model, not a curated record